AUGAAUAAGAUGUUUGUUAUAAAAAGAGGUGGAAGAAACGAAGAGGUUCAUUUUGAUAAAAUAACGUCUAGAAUACAAAAAUUAUGUUACGGAUUAAAUUUAGAUUAUGUGGACCCUAUUGCUAUAACAGUCAAAGUUAUCAAUGGGCUGUAUAGUGGGGUUACCACAGCUGAAUUGGAUAGCCUAGCAGCUGAAGUAUCAGCUUCAAUGACUACACAACAUCCUGACUAUGCAAUUUUAGCAGCUAGGAUUGCUGUAUCUAACCUUCACAAAGAAACAAAAGUAUCAUUUUCUGAUGUAAUGACUGACCUUUAUAACAUGAAAAAUAGUUUUAACCAACAACCCACACCCAUGUUGUCAGACUAUCAUUAUGAUAUUAUUAUAAAACAUGCAGACGAACUAAAUGCUGCAAUAAUAUACGAGAGAGAUUAUAAUUAUAAUUAUUUUGGUUUUAAGACUCUUGAAAGGUCAUACCUGCUAAAAAUAAAUGGAAAAGUUGUUGAAAGACCUCAGCAUAUGUUAAUGAGAGUAGCUGUUGGUUUACACGGUGAUGACAUUUCAAGUGCAAUUGAAACUUACAAUUUGCUGUCAGAAAAAUAUUUUACUCAUGCUUCACCUACUCUUUUUAGUGCUGCCACAAGAAAGCCUCAAUUGUCAAGUUGUUUUUUGCUCACAAUGAAAGAAGAUAGUAUUGAUGGUAUUUACGAAACCUUAAAACAAUGUGCAUUAAUAUCAAAAUCAGCUGGGGGUAUUGGUGUCAAUAUUCAUUGUAUCAGAUCUAAAGGUACCUAUAUAGCUGGAACAAAUGGAAUAUCAAAUGGAAUAGUACCUAUGCUAAGAGUUUUUAACAACACGGCUAGAUAUGUUGAUCAAGGAGGGAAUAAGAGACCUGGAGCUUUUGCUAUUUAUUUAGAACCUUGGCAUGCGGAUAUUUUUGAAUUUUUAGAUCUAAAAAAGAACACCGGUAAAGAGGAAACCAGAGCACGUGAUUUGUUUUAUGCUUUGUGGAUUCCAGAUUUAUUUAUGGAAAGAGUGGAACAAAAUCAAGAGUGGUGCCUUAUGUGUCCCAAAACUUGCCCAGGGUUAUCAGAUUGUUGGGGUGAAGAAUUUAAUAAACUUUACCUCAGUUACGAAGAAAAAGGUCUUUAUGUUAAAAAAGUUAAAGCUCAGAGUUUAUGGUACGCAAUAAUUGAAUCACAAGUAGAAACAGGGACUCCUUAUAUGUUGUACAAAGAUGCAUGUAACAGAAAAUCUAAUCAGCAAAAUUUAGGGACCAUCAAAUGCAGUAAUUUAUGUACGGAAAUAGUUGAAUACUCGUCACCCGAAGAGAUUGCCGUUUGUAAUUUAGCAUCUAUAGCUGUGAAUAUGUUUGUAAAACCAGACAAAACUUAUAAUUUUGAAAAACUUAAGGACGUUACUAAAAUUAUAACAAAAAAUUUAAAUAAAGUUAUUGACAUAACUUAUUACCCUGUACCAGAAGCUAAACUUUCAAAUCUUCGCCACAGACCCAUAGGGAUCGGCAUUCAAGGUUUAGCAGAUGCCUUCAUAUUGAUGCGUUUACCUUUUGAUAGUCCGGAAGCACAAAAGUUAAAUAUUCAAAUUUUUGAAACAAUAUAUUAUGGAGCAUUAGAAGCCAGUUCUGAAUUAGCCGCCAUUCACGGACCUUACGAAACUUAUGAAGGGUCACCCGCGAGUAAGGGGAUUCUUCAAUACGAUAUGUGGGGUGUAACUCCCACUAAUUUAUGGGAUUGGGAUGCAUUGAAAAAUAAAAUUAAAAAAUGGGGAAUUAGAAAUUCUCUUCUAAUAGCACCCAUGCCAACAGCUUCCACAGCUCAAAUUUUAGGAAAUAAUGAAAGUUUUGAACCAUACACCACAAAUAUAUAUACUAGAAGAGUGUUGUCUGGAGAAUUUCAGGUUGUCAAUCAACAUUUGCUUAAAGAUUUGACCGAAAUUGGAUUAUGGAACGAUGAAAUGAAAAAUACAAUUAUUGCAAAUGGCGGUUCGAUUCAAAAUAUUGACUCAAUACCCAAAGAAUUAAAAGCAUUAUAUAAAACCGUUUGGGAAAUAUCACAAAAAGUAAUAUUAAAAAUGGCAGCAGAUCGUGGAGCAUUUAUAGAUCAAAGUCAAUCUCUUAAUAUUCAUAUUGCACAACCUAAUUACGGAAAAUUAACAUCGAUGCAUUUUUAUGCCUGGAAAUUGGGUUUAAAAACUGGAAUGUAUUAUCUACGUACUAAACCUGCAGCUCAACCAAUUCAAUUCACCGUUGAUAAAACUAAAGUUAAUAACGCCAAUGUUAAAGAAGUUUCGACAGAAAAAGAUAAAUUUAAUAUGGAAUCAAUAUCUUGUUCUCUGCAAAACAAAGAUGAUUGCCUAAUGUGUGGAUCUUAA
Pediculus humanus corporis (human body louse) is the source of this 2388-nucleotide messenger RNA. RefSeq names its product Ribonucleoside-diphosphate reductase large chain, putative. Gene Ontology annotation, biological process: deoxyribonucleotide biosynthetic process; DNA replication. The transcript has 12 exons. Lineage: Eukaryota; Metazoa; Arthropoda; Insecta; Psocodea; Pediculidae. The coding region runs from base 1 to 2388 and encodes 795 amino acids. The record is from RefSeq and is a predicted model, not a curated record. Gene Ontology annotation, molecular function: ribonucleoside-diphosphate reductase activity, thioredoxin disulfide as acceptor; ATP binding. Gene Ontology annotation, cellular component: ribonucleoside-diphosphate reductase complex.